AUGAAAAACUCCUAUGACACGUACAACUACUCAGGUAGUAUCUUUAACAGUCCCGGAAAGUCAUCCAUGUUGAGCACAUCUUCGCAAAAUUUAAGCGGCAGUUAUGGACACAUCAAUCUGAGUCCACAAAAUGAAAUGAUAACAUGCAUCCUAGAGCAGUGUGUGCAAGAGUGGUUCCCCUUUUUAAGAGAGCAUGAAGAUGGGGGAACUAAAGCGGAAGGAAACAAACGAACCAACUUAAAUGAGGAAAUAAAGAGGUUAAAAAACUUCUACAAGGGGGUCAGCUCCCCCAACUUCCCACUGAAAAAACUGGGCAAAAUGGACAGGAGCAUUUCUAGCUUGAAUGAUGAAAAUGACGAUGAGGAAAUUUUCUACAAUAGCAAUAGUUUGUAUAUGAAUUUGCUCAGUGGAGGAGAGGAGGGAGAAGCCAUGCAUGAGGAGGGCAACUCCCGGGGUGAAGAUGACGAUGUCCUCUUAAACAAAGGAUACACCAGGGCGAAAACCAAAACACAGUCAGAGAACGAACACGCCCUCCUAGGAAGAAAUGCUUUAGAGGAGAAUCUCUUCUAUGACUGCAUAGCGGAAAGGGAGGACGUGCACAAUAAAGGUGGCAGCAGGGACGGGAUGAAUUACCAUAGAGAAGACCCGCAGGGGGGAGGAGAAGCCCCCGUGUGGUCACUGCAAAAGAUAAGGAACCAAAACGAAGAUGAAAAGAAAAACUUUUAUCUACAAAAAUGUAGAGAUCAAAUGAGCGAGAAAAAAGAGCACAAGAUGAAGCAGCCCCUCUUGUUAUUGCAAAGAAGGGAGGACGGAAAAAGGGAAGAGGACAACCAUAGCGAAGACCAUAAUGAUAAGCAGGAGGAAUACAAAUUCCAUGACAGGGUGAACGAACUCAGCGGGGGUAGAAACAAUCGCAGUGAUUAUGACAGUCUCGAUACAAGCGCGGUUAAUUCUUCGCAGAGCAGAAAAUGUAAGGAAGAAGAAAAAGAGGAGGAGUACCCCCAAUACAAGAGCGACAUGAAAGACCUCCCCGUGCAGCGUCUAAGCACUAAAGAGGAAGACGUAACCCCCCAAGGUUAUCUAUCAAAUAGAAGGAAGGAAAAAAUGUCAAACGUAUCCAAAUUGACUGAUUCGUACAAGGGGGAUAACUGCACGAAGGGGGAGUCGGUUCCCCGGGAAGACUACUCCAGUAAGAGCAUAAACUCCAUCAUUCAGGAGAUAAAAAAGGAGGAAUCGAAGGAGAAAAACUUUACCAUGGAUUCAUAUGGAACUGUGUACCUGUCCAUAUGCACGAAAGUUUUGGAAAAAGACGUGGACUAUUUCUUAACCCCCAGAAUGUUACCCAAUGAGGAUCUAUUAAAUGAGAAAAAAAAAAUCAAAGAAAUUUUAAAACUUUAUGAUAAGUUAUUUUAUAGCCAUUUUAAAUUUAUCCCAAACAAGAUUUACAAGGAAACGUUGAGACCCAUUUAUUCGUAUUACCAGAACUUGAAGUGUACCCUCGUAGGGGGGGGAGUGUCCGUCGGCUCGUUCGAUGGCAAGUCUAGAAAAAGCUGCUCUCUAAGCAGGGACUACGACAUUGAAAGAAGCACCAAUUACAACUCGCAUGACGAGAUUAAAAGCUUCGAGAGUAGGCCCACGGACAGUUCGGAGUACAAAAACUUGGGAAGCUCCUCCAACGCGGAAUACAAAACCGUGGGGAGCUCCUCCAACGGGGAAUACAAAAAUUUGGGAAGCUUCUCCAAUUUAAUAAACGACCAGAACAUUAAGAAGAUUUUGCUCGACGUGGAUGACAGUAAAGACAUAAGUCACUUGGAAAAAAAAUACAAAUAUAUUUACAAAGAUCUGGUGAAGCUAAAAAGUCUGCUGCUAAAAAAAAGGCAUUAUAAAAACAUACUCUUCGAAUAUCAAAAAAAAUUCGUUCAAAAUAACAACAGGUGUGUCAAAACGUACAGGGAUAUAUAUCCCGUGGAGAAGGAAUAUAAAAUUUACACCCAAAUUAAGAAGGAAACGGGGGACGUCAUUAACAGCAUUAAUGCCAAUUAUAAGAAGCAUUACUUGAAUGGCUGA
Molecule: messenger RNA, 2067 nt
Organism: Plasmodium coatneyi
Lineage: Eukaryota; Apicomplexa; Aconoidasida; Haemosporida; Plasmodiidae
Exons: 2
Coding region: 1-2067 (688 amino acids)
Source: RefSeq, a predicted model, not a curated record